UGUGGGUGGAGUAAAUGAGAGAAGUUUUGAAGCAAAUAAAAAUGAUGAAAGACCGGCUUAUGAAACUUUUAAAGCCUCAUUUGAUGGUAGCCCAGAGAUAAAAUUAUUAAUGCUUGACCUUUAUCAGAUGAGACGAAUUGAAGAAAAAUGUAGAAAUGAGGAACAAUUAAUUACUGAAAUCAACCGCUUAAAAGCCGAAAACGAACAACUAAAAAAUAACCAAACUCUAACUAGUUCAGAAAAGCAAGAAAGAUUACAGCAAAAUCAACAGAAAUUAGAACAAAUUGCGAGUUAUAUCAGUGUUGAUUCUAAACCAAAUAACUCUAAUAAUAACUUCCUAACCGGUUUAGUGGUUGGCGGAACAGUAUUAGCAAUAGUAGGAUUAAUUUCAGUUUUGGUUAUAAUGAACUUGAAGAAAAAAAAAAGUAACAUUGAGCAACCACCUAAUAAGUAA
Messenger RNA from Ambispora gerdemannii, 454 nucleotides. Lineage: Eukaryota; Fungi; Glomeromycota; Glomeromycetes; Archaeosporales; Ambisporaceae. The record is from the annotation of a GenBank genome assembly.